Neopelma chrysocephalum (saffron-crested tyrant-manakin) is the source of this 717-nucleotide messenger RNA. RefSeq names its product formin-like protein 16. The coding region runs from base 55 to 717 and encodes 220 amino acids. Gene Ontology annotation, biological process: regulation of transcription by RNA polymerase II. The transcript has 2 exons. The record is from RefSeq and is a predicted model, not a curated record. Gene Ontology annotation, cellular component: chromatin. Lineage: Eukaryota; Metazoa; Chordata; Aves; Passeriformes; Pipridae. Gene Ontology annotation, molecular function: DNA-binding transcription factor activity, RNA polymerase II-specific; RNA polymerase II cis-regulatory region sequence-specific DNA binding.
GAGAAGCCCUUCAUCUGCGAGAUCUGCGGGAAGAGCUUCACCAGCCGGCCCAACAUGAAGCGGCACCGUCGGACGCACACGGGGGAGAAGCCGUACCCCUGCGACGUGUGCGGGCAGCGCUUCCGCUUCUCCAACAUGCUCAAGGCGCACAAGGAGAAGUGUUUCCGCGUCACCAGCCCCGUCACCGUGCCCUCGGCCGUGCCCAUCCUGCUCUCCGCCUCCUCCUCCCCCGCCGUGCCCGCCGUGCCCCCCCCCGGCCCCCGCCCCGGCCGUGCCCCUGAGCCCCGCGGGCGCCGCUCCCCCCCGGCCCGUCCCGCACCCCUACCAGCACCUCCACCUGCACCCCCACGCCCACCACCCCCACCACCACCUGCCCGUGCCCCCCGUGCCCCACCUGCCUCCCCCCCCGGCCCUGUUCAAGAGCGAGCCCCUGAACCACCGCGGGCAGGGCGAGGAGCCCUUCCUGCGGCACCUGGCCGAGAAGAACAGCCCGGCCCAGCACCACUGACGGGCCCGGAGGUACAGGGCUCACUGGGGGAGGAUCUCUGGCUCAGCUCCCUGGAAUCACUUCACAAGGAUAAAACAAAAACACCCCGUUUGUGGUCGGCGCCCGUUUUCCAACCCGACAGGACCGAGGAAAAAAACAACCCCAACUUGGGUCGUGGUUUCUUUCCCCUCCACCCCCCGCCGGUGACUUUUAUGAAUUUCAGACACUGA